UCCAGACUGACUGUUGUGAUGGUGCGGAUGAAGAAUUAACAACGUGCACAAAUUACACCAUGUGCAGCUUUGAGACCAAUUUCUGUGACUGGAAGCAGUUGAACACUGAUGGUUUUGACUGGGCUAGAGGAUCAGCCCAAACAUCUCCAGGUUCUGGGUUACCAAAGGCAGAUCACACAACUAAGAUUGACAAAGGAAUGUUUGUCUACUUUCGAGCAAGCUCCGACUCUGCUGCAGAUGGGACAGCUCAGCUUGGCAGUCCUGUUCUAAGAAAGCAAUUCAUCAAGGGAUCACUCUGCCAGGUGAGGUUCUGGUACCAGAUGUCCCCAGGAGCUAAACUUUCAGUGCACACUAGAACAGUGGUUGGCGGCCAUUCUGAGAGAGUCACUGAGAUCACCACAGCAACCAACAGAGGCUGGGCUACGCAGGAGAUUACGGUGGAACCCAGCGCAGCAGAAGCCAUGAUACCUUUCCAGAUUAUUCUCCAGGCCAGUGUCACAGCAAUGGCCAAUUCCUUUGUCGUUAUUGAUGACAUUACAUUAACUCCGGGAUGUGCUGUGUCGAAUGCACGGCUGCCUAAUUCCACCACGGAUCACAAAGAUCAUGGGAAGUUUCUCUUUCUCGCCACCAACUUGCACGGGGACCAAACUGGGUUGACGAUUAAUGCAGAUGAUGUGGCUUGUUUGGGUCGAGUCACGGAUAAUCCUUCAGCUGUUUUCACAAUUUCCUCACCUGGCUUGUACCACAUGGUACAGACCGUCUCCCUGAAAUCUGUAUUGAAGAGCCACUUCUUUUUAGUCCACUCUCAGGUGGACUCGUCGGAUGAAAUAAAAUUAUUUAUCAAGCAAGAAUCACCGGGCGACACUGAUGUAGUUCAGGCUUCAUUUUGGUUACUGAAGAGUAAAUGGUUUGAAGGAUAUGAUGCUCUGGAAGCGGUCAGUCUCCCAGGCUACUUUGUCCGACACAAGAACUCUCACAUCUUAUUGGCGAAGGAUGACGGUUCAGAGAGUUUCAAACAAGAAGCCAGCUGGAAAGUGCAAUCAGCAAUCUUUUCAGCCCCCGUGCCUCCAACAAAUGUCUGUCCCCAGCAUUUCUUCUAUUGUCACAACGCAGGUUGCAUCCCGGCCACUAAAUACUGUGAUUUUACUGCUGACUGUCCGGAUGGAGAUGAUGAAGUCUCUUGUGCCGCAACAUGCACCUUUGAAGAGAAUGACUGUGGCUGGUUUGAGAAUAUCCCCAGUGAUGACUUUGAUUGGAUCAGAAGCUCAAGAAAUGCUCUACCUUCAAACAUCCAGAAUCAAGUCCCAGCUCAAGACCACACCACCAAUACAUCCGACGGCCAUUUCAUGGUUAUUCUGAAUAACAGAAGCAGCAUCUCUCAGAUUGCAGCCUUGAAGAGCCCUCAAUUCAGUCAGUCAGGAACAGGAUGCACCAUGUCCUUCUGGUAUUACAAUUAUGGUCAGGCUGUAGGAGCAGCAAAAAUGUACUUGGAUGUGGAGGGGGUUCUGAAUCGUACAGUGGUGUGGUGGACCUACAUCACUCAGACCGAUCGCUGGCAGCAGGCCUUUGUGCAGCUCGGACGCCUUCAUCAGCCCUUCUGUCUCUCGCUGGUGAAAGUUAGCCUGAGUAUUUACGAUGGCGUGACAGCGAUGGACGAUAUCAGGUUCAUUAAUUGCUCCCUCCCGCAAGCUGCUGUGUCUUGUAACGGCCCCGAUCAUUUCUGGUGUAAAGAGACCAGAGCUUGCAUCGACCGAUUGCACGUUUGUGACCUCCUGGACGAUUGCGGUGAUGCUUCUGAUGAAGAAAACUGCCGGAGCAAUCUGCUAUGUGAUUUUGAAAAUGGGUUGUGCAACUGGGAGCAAGCCACAGAAGAUGAUUUUGACUGGACAAGAAAUAGGGGUCAAACUCCUUCACUCAACACCGGACCGUCGAAAGACCACACAUUUGGAACAGCACAAGGCCAUUACUUUUACAUAGAAGUUUCUGAGCAACAAUUUGGAAACACAGCUAUGCUUGUGAGCCCAAUCCUGGAGGCCACCACCAAUAACAUCCACAAGACCUGCAUUUUUCGCUUCCACUACCACAUGUUUGGAAUGCAGAUUUUUAGACUGGCUGUGCACAAGAGGAUUUACAGCAAUACAAAGGGGGCGCAACUUUGGGUGAAAUAUGGAAACUAUGGUAAUGCUUGGCGAAGAGAGGUCCUAUUUAUCAACAGUUCUCAACCAUUCCAGAUAUUACUGGAGGCUACUGUGGGAGAUGACUUUGGUGGAGAUAUUGGAAUUGAUGACCUAUCCUUUAUGGAUUGUGCUCUCCAUGAUGGUAAUUUACCAUCUGCAGUUCCCACAAAUCCAUCAACAACAAUAAGACCUACCACUCUGCCUCCUCAUAACUGUACAGAGAACGAAUUUAUUUGUAAAAUAGAUGGUCAGUGUGUCGAGAUCAUCAAAACAUGUGAUUUCAGAGAAGAUUGUUCCGACAAGACAGACGAGUUGGCUUGUGUUGGUAAAGUUUGCAAUUUUCAUAGAGGGAAGACUUGUGGUUGGAAACAGCAGAUAAACUCUUCAGCUGAAAAUACCUUUCAGUGGCUCACCGGACAAGGAUCCACUAUCCACCCAAGUGAAGCGGAUGACCGACCGUCCACAGAUCAUACCAUGGGCACAGAACAAGGCUGGUACCUCUACGCUGAUACUUCAAAUGGAGAGUUUGGUGACUCCGCUGAUAUCGUGACUCCAGCCAUAUCCCAGACUGGGCCAAUGUGCAAAUUGGUGUUUUGGUAUCAUAUGAAUGGAGUCACUAUUGGGACUUUGCAGGUCUUCAUUAAAUUUGAUAAAGUGACACGGAAACUCUGGUCGCAAAGUGGUAGCCAGGGUAAUCAAUGGGCCCUGGGAGUGGUGUUCCUUGGAGUGCAGACUUCUUAUCAGAUUAUCCUCAGGGCUACACGUGGUGUGAGUUACAUGGGUGAUAUUGCAGUGGAUGACAUUUCCUUUCAAGACUGUGCACCCCUUCUGAUCCCUGAUAGAGCAUGCAGCUCCGAUGAAUAUGCAUGUGCCAACAAGUAUUGUAUCCCUAAGGACUGGCUCUGUGACUUCAAUAAUGACUGCGCUGAUCACUCUGAUGAGCAUCCAGUCAUCUGUGACACUGUUUUAGGGCACUGUGAUUUUGAAUUUGACAUGUGCACCUGGAGGCAAUUGAGGGAUGAUGCUUUUGACUGGACUCUUAAACCAGGAAGAACACCAUCAAUGGGCACAGGGCCAGCCACAGAUCAUACCCUGCGUGAUCCAUCCGGACAUUACAUUUACAUCGAAAGCUCAUUCCCACAACUUCCUGGGCAUGUAGCAAGGAUUUCUGGUCCACCCAUCAGCAAACAAAGCAAAGACUGUAAGAUUCUUUUCUACUAUCAUAUGGCAGGACAUAGUAUUGGAUCCUUAAUAAUAUACCAAGUGACUGUAUCAGAUCGCCGCACAAUGCUUUUCAACUUAACUGGGGACCAAGGCAACUAUUGGAAACGGGCUAAAAUCCCUCUCAGUGCAGAUGAAGACUUUGAGAUACUGUUUGAAGGAUGGGUUGGGAAGGGAACAAAAGGAGACAUAUCACUGGAUGACAUUACCUUCACAAAAGAGUGCAUCCCUUCAUCCAUUGCUUUUGCUGAAGAACCAACUGUACUUCCUCCAACAGAUUUCUGUCCUCAAGGUUAUUUGGAAUGUCAGAAUGGACACUGUUACCAACCAAAACAGAAGUGUGAUUUUGUAAAUAACUGCGGCGACAAUACAGACGAAAGCAAAUGUGGUGCUUCCUGCACCUUUGAGGAUGGGCAAUGUGGAUGGAAAAACUCUCUGGCAGAUAACUUCGACUGGAUCCUAGGCGAAGGCUCGUUUCAGAGUCCAAGGCCUUCGAAAGAUCACACCUUAGGAAACGAAAAUGGACACUUUAUGUAUCUGGAAGCGACGCCUGUAGGCCUGAAAGGUGACAAAGCCCAUAUGAAGAGUUCCAAAUGGAAGGAGUCAAGUGUCAAAUGCACUCUUUCAUUCUGGUAUUAUACUUCUCGGAAAGCCUCGGGCCUCAUAAGUGUGCUGAUCAAGACUGACAGGUAUCUUUACAAAGUAUGGAGUGGAAUUGGGAGCCAGGGCGAUGUGUGGAACAAGGCCUAUGUACCACUGAAAAAGUUGCGGAAUUUUGAAAUUAUAUUCGAAGGAAUUCGAACCCAUGAUUUUGGUGGUGGAGCAGCUAUCGAUGACAUUCAGUUUACAAACUGUACCUCAGAAUAUUUACCAGGUUUUUGCCCAGCGGUCACUGAUUUCAUCUGUCAAAAUGGUCAGUGUAUCAAGUCCGACCUGGUUUGUGACUACAAGCCAGACUGUGACGAUGAAUCGGAUGAAUCUGACUGUUCACAGUUUGUGAACAUUCCAGGAAGCUGUAGCUUUGAUGGGCCUGACACAGGAUUCUGCAUUUCUGACUGUGGCUUGGUGCAAAACACUGACGAUGACUUUAACUGGACAAUUGGGUAUGAAACCAUCUCCACGGAAACCGGUCCCAUCACCGACCACACGCCUGGGGCCAGAGGAAUGUUUGCGUAUGUGAAUUCUUUAGCCCAGCGUGAAGGGGACAUUGCAAGAAUAACCACCACUCAUCACUUCCCAGCAAGUCUGGGAGUCUGCCACCUGCGCUUCUGGAUCUAUAUGUAUGGUUCAAGAGAAAUGGGAACUUUGAAGGUGUACACUGUUGGAGAGAAUGGAAUGCAUUUGCUGAUGUGGGCAGUGACUGGCAAUGAGAAUCGCUGGAAAUAUGUCAACGUGAUUUUGUCCAACAACAAUCCAUUUCAAGUUGCAUUCGAAGCUGAAGUGGGUGGAGACAAUCUCACAGACAUUGCAAUUGAUGACAUCUCCUUCAGCCUGGAAUGUGUCUCUGGAGGGCCAAUCAUACCUCCGCCUACAAACUGUACUACUGAUACGUUCCAGUGUCUAGUUGGGCCUGAAUGUAUUCCACUGUUAUGGAGGUGCGAUGACAAAGAAGACUGUGCAGAUGGAAGUGAUGAAUCAAAGUGUCCAGUUCAAUCACCAGAGAACCCGCCUACUCAGCAACCUUGUGGAGAGAAAGAAUUCCGGUGUUCCAAUGAGGUUUGCAUUCCAUCUCUGCUCAGGUGUGACGGAGUCCCAGACUGCCUUUCUGCAGAGGAUGAAUUGACCUGCCCUGAUUUAAAUUGCUUCAAUGGCUCAUUGCUCUGCGAGUCCACUGGUCGAUGCAUCCCAGUUACUCAACGUUGUGACAAUGUGACCAACUGCAAGGACUAUCAACAAGAUGAAUCCAGCUGUUCGGAGUGUCCUAAUGGCUUUUGUAAAAAUGGGGGAACAUGCAUCAUUGCUAAAGAAAUUGCAUUGUGCACGUGUACAAGUCAAUGGAGAGGAAAUCGAUGUCAUCUUAAUAUUAAUCCAACGGAGUCUCCCAGCCCCAAUCUUACAGAAACUAAAAUUGUGGCUCAGUGGUCAGGAAUAGGGAUGAGCCUGGCCUUUGCUCUGCUUAUCGUGAUAAUUGUUUUGGUCACACUUUCUAGAAAGAAGACUGCUAAGAUACCUUUGUCUUCACCCAAAAGUAACACCAUAUCCAAUAUUUUAUACGGGGAUCCAAAUGCAGAUCUGUCUGCUGAGUUUGCGACAAAAAAUGUCUUGACCGGUGAAUCUAUCAGUGUGUAUCCAUGGGGCAAUCAGCAUAUGGUCCACUCCAGCAAAGCCAAUAUUCCCCUUUCAUUUUGCAACCCUCUUUACGAUGGUACUGCAGACAAGCCAAAAGUGCCGACAGUAUAAAUUUCCAGAGCUUCUGAAAUCCAGUUCAAUUGAUUAUAGUAAUGUGUGUGUUUUUUUUCCAAAUCUACGUGUGUAUAACUUCCUGUGAAAUUAUGAAUCUCAGACCUAUUAUAAAGAAUUGAAGCUCUUUAACAUGUGGAAAAGGCAGUGAUGUUUGAAUUUUAUGCAACAAUAAAAAUAGUUGCCUUGUGACAUCCAGGUAAGAGCCGUUUGUUCAGAAUAAAUAUCAUUUUGGGGGCACUCAUUCUUGGAUAAACUACCCACUGUAUAUCAGACCUGAAAUCGUUAAGUAAAGAUGCAAUGUUCCAUGCACAUCUACUUGGUAGGAAGUGUGACUGACUUCAUUAUGUAGAACUUAAAGGUUUCUCCAGUUGUUCAUAAAUUGAACUGAUGCCAUGUUCAAUAUGUGCACCAACAACUAUGUGCUGUCAACAUAUGGAAUGCAUCGUUAAGAUAGGAAUUUGCAGCAAAAUAAAACUGUCAAAUGACAAAA
This is a messenger RNA of Callorhinchus milii (elephant shark), 6291 nucleotides long. It is a transcript of the gene malrd1, whose product is annotated as MAM and LDL receptor class A domain containing 1. Gene Ontology annotation, molecular function: protein binding; alpha-L-arabinofuranosidase activity. Lineage: Eukaryota; Metazoa; Chordata; Chondrichthyes; Chimaeriformes; Callorhinchidae. The record is from RefSeq and is a predicted model, not a curated record. Gene Ontology annotation, cellular component: membrane. Gene Ontology annotation, biological process: L-arabinose metabolic process.